AUGGCAGUCCGAGCACAGUUUGAAAACAACAACGAAAUAGGAGUAUUCAGCAAGCUGACAAAUUCCUAUUGUUUGGUUGGAAUUGGUGCUUCGGAAACAUUUUACAGUGUAUUUGAAUCAGAAUUAUCUGAUAUCAUACCUGUUAUCCAUGCAUCUGUUGCUGGAUGCCGCAUUGUUGGCCGUAUGACCGUUGGCAACAAAAAUGGGUUACUAUUACCUAAUUCUACUACAGACACUGAAUUACAACACAUACGCAAUUCAUUGCCUGACAAUGUCAAGGUACAGCGUGUCGAAGAACGUCUAUCCGCUCUUGGAAAUGUAAUGGUGUGCAAUGAUUACGUAGCACUAGUUCAUCCUGAUUUGGACAAGGAUACAGAAGAGAUACUUUCAGAUACUUUAAAUGUUGAAGUGUACUGA
Molecule: messenger RNA, 417 nt
Organism: Myzus persicae (green peach aphid)
Lineage: Eukaryota; Metazoa; Arthropoda; Insecta; Hemiptera; Aphididae
Product: eukaryotic translation initiation factor 6-like
Exons: 1
Coding region: 1-417 (138 amino acids)
Biological process (GO): assembly of large subunit precursor of preribosome; maturation of 5.8S rRNA; cytosolic ribosome assembly
Cellular component (GO): nucleolus; preribosome, large subunit precursor; cytosol
Molecular function (GO): ribosomal large subunit binding
Source: RefSeq, a predicted model, not a curated record